Messenger RNA from Magnolia sinica, 2085 nucleotides. Its product is annotated as protein NRT1/ PTR FAMILY 5.4-like. Gene Ontology annotation, cellular component: membrane. NCBI's taxonomy places the organism in Eukaryota, Viridiplantae, Streptophyta, Magnoliopsida, Magnoliales, Magnoliaceae. Gene Ontology annotation, molecular function: transmembrane transporter activity. The transcript has 4 exons. Bases 268 to 1950 code for a protein of 560 amino acids. Gene Ontology annotation, biological process: transmembrane transport; oligopeptide transport. The record is from RefSeq and is a predicted model, not a curated record.
ACGGCUCUGUUUUUUCCUUAGGUGGUCAAUACAGUCCCUCGGUUUGAUCCAAUCCAUCUAUGAGGUGGGACACACUGCAGAUUGCCUAACCCGAAAAACACUAUAGUCCACUCUUCAUGUAGUUUUAGCAACCCAUUUUAUCUCAGAAACUGUAGGGCAUCUUCUCUGUGGUUAUUUCUUAUUUCUCAUGUAAUGUUGUCUAUAAAAACGUGAGACUAGCAAACCUCCAAAUUUCCAAACUGCAUCCCAGGUUUUCGAGUUAGAGCCAUGGACGUCUCCCAAACAUGUCCUCUAUUGAGUAGCAGUACUGGUCUCAAGGAGCAUUCCGUGGCGGACGGAGUGGAUCGAAAGCCAUCUUCCCAUGGAGAGUGGAGAUCUGCCAUUUACAUAAUUUGGGUCGAAAUCGCUGAGCAAUUCGCCUACUACGGCAUCUCGGCAAAUGUCAUCAUGUACCUCACCAACGUCUUCCACGAGCCUGCCUUGUCCGCAGCCAAGAAUGUGAACAUUUGGUCAGGAGUCAGCAGCUUGAUUCCGUUGUUGGGAGCAUUUGUUGCUGAUACCUACAUGGGCCGAUACAUGACCAUCCUCCUCUCAUCGUUGCUCUAUCUCAUGGGAGUUGCCACAUUGACGCUAUCAGCUACACCUGUAGUUCCACUUCGGUUCCGAAAAUCACUCUUCUUCAUUUCACUGUAUGUAUUGGCUAUCGGACAUGGAGGACAGAAGCCAUGCGCACAAGCAUUUGGAGCGGAUCAAUUCAAUGAAGAGAGCACACAAGAGAUGGAAGCCAUGAAUUCCUUCUUCAAUUGGUGGUAUUUUGGUAUAACCUGUGGUGUGGUUGCAGGCAUAAUCAUCAUAAGUUAUGUUCAAGAAUAUGUAGGGUGGGCCAUCGGCUUCAGUAUUCCCGCCAUUGCCGUAGCCAUUGCACUUGUGACCUUCCUUACUGGGAGGAAAUCAUACUUGCGACGAUCUCCUACUGGAAGUCCACUAACCCAAGUCGCCCAAGUUCUUGUUGCAGCAGCUCGCAAACGGCACCUUUCAUUUGUUGAAGAAGAUCAAGAGGAAGGAAAGGAAGGAAGAAUGGUUUAUGUCCCCUUGAAUGGUUCACUCAUCGUUGUCAAUCAAUUCAGAUUUCUUGACAAAGCUACCAUCAAAGACGAACUCGAUGCGUCCUGUGAGAGUAGAAAUGCAUGGAGGCUAUGUUCUACAAUUCAAGUAGAAGAAGCGAAACAACUUCUCCGUCUUCUCCCCAUCUGGUUCAGUUGCUUAAUGUUUGCAGUAGUGACUGCACAGACAUCAACCUUCUUCACUAAGCAAUGCAGUACAUUAGACCGAAAGAUUUGGUCCUCCUUCGAGGUGACUCCUGCAUCUUUCCAACUGUCCAUCGCCCUAUCAGCGAUCCUGACCGUCCCGAUAUAUGAUUGGAUUAUCGUUCCACUACUAAGAACAAUCACCAAGAUUUCAUCUGGGAUAACACUACUACAAAGGAUAGGAGUUGGGAUAUCUCUCUCUGUGACUUGCAUGGUGAUAGCCGCUCUAGUAGAGGCACAAAGGCUUAGAAUUGCUAGAGAACAUGGACUUGCUGAUAUCCCAAAUGCGAUUAUUCCUAUGAGUGUGUGGUGGUUGCUUCCACAAGAUGUGAUUUGUGGAGUCUCGGACGUGCUUACCAUUGCCGGUUUGAAUCAGUUCUUCUAUGACCAGAUGCCGGAUGGAAUGCGAAGUUUGGGGUCUGCAGCAGUUGUUAGCAUCUUCGGCGUCGGAAGCUUUUUGAGCAGUUUUAUCUUAUCAUUUUUGGAGAUGACCAACUGCAAAUGGUUAGCGAACAAUCUCAAUCAUGCACAUUUGGAUUACUACUAUUGGCUUCUAGCUGGGUUGAGCACUCUAUGGCUUGCUUUGUAUGUGAGUCUAGCCCAAUGUUUUGUACACAAGCAAAACCAUGAAGCCCUUCGCUAGGGCACCGUUUGGAUGCACAUUCAAAUCAUGGUUACUAUACUAGUUAGAGAAAAUUUAACUAGCCCAAUUGUGUUUUCUUAGCAUUGGUUAUAGGCUCGUUUGGGAGCUUGUAAAUGUAGAGGUAUGGGGAAUGGA